Molecule: messenger RNA, 1305 nt
Organism: Lactuca saligna
Lineage: Eukaryota; Viridiplantae; Streptophyta; Magnoliopsida; Asterales; Asteraceae
Source: the annotation of a GenBank genome assembly
AUGAGACGGCCUAAUUUUGUGAGACCCGAGAGAAUAAGUUAUCUAAAUACCAUCAGCGCUUUUCCUGAAUCUGUUCACAAAGCAAACAUGAAUAACGCAACAUCCACAGAUACAAAAUGGUUAUGUGAAACUCCAAUCCAUUCUGAUGUAGAAGCCAAGCUGCGGGAGCUUUUGAUUGAAUUAGGGAAUGCUGAUAAAAUACUUGGAAUCCAGGUUUGUGCAUACAAAGAAGGGAAAGUGAUCAUUGAUACUGCAGCUGGAGUCAUGGGAAAAGAUGACCCUCGUCCAGUUCAACCCAAUACCUUGUUUCCCGUUUUCUCUACAACUAAGGGCGUCACUGCAGGAAUGAUACACUGGCUGGCUGAUAAAGGGAAACUAAAGCUUGACGAAUAUGUUGCGAACAUUUGGCCUGAGUUUGGUACAAAUGGAAAAGAUGAGAUAAAGGUUAAUCAUAUACUUAAUCAUACAUCUGGUUUGCACAAUGCUCUUGCUGGCAUUUCUGAAAAUGAUCCUGCGUUGUUUUGUGAUUGGGAUGAGUGUGUAAAACGUAUUGCAAUGGUGACACCAGAGACUGAACCUGGUUGUGAACAAUUAUAUCAUUACUUUUCGUAUGGAUGGCUAUGUGGUGGGAUCAUUGAGCGUGUAAGUGGGAAAAAAUUUCAGGAUGUUCUAGAGGAAGCUUUUGUACGCCCCCUUAAUGUGGAGGGAGAGCUUUAUAUAGGGAUUCCUCAUGGUGUGGAAUCUCGUCUGGCAACUCUUACAUUUGAUACAAAUGAAUUCAAUACAUUUGCCGCUCUACUGGCAAACACUGAGUUUAGAAUUGCAUCCGCCACACCUUCCUCACUCACUGCGGAAUUGAUUGAAGAUCUUAUUCUCUUAUCCAACACCCUUGAUGUCCGCCGUGCAAUACUACCUGCUGCCAAUGGCCACUUCACAGCCCGUGCGUUGGACCGCUACUAUGUCGCCCUCAUGGACAGUGGCACCAUCCCUACCCGUCACUCGUCCUCUUCUCUUCCACCACUCGGAAGCCACCCUCACCACCCCACAUCCCCAUCCAAUAACCAAAAAUACAAAACCAACAAUGCAAGUGAUGAAAUCAAUACUAAAAUCUUUAACACACGACAAUCAAAACUUCAUGAUGCUUUCUUGGGCUUAGGUGGUUCAACGGGAUAUUGUGACAUAAAUAAUAGGUUUUCUAUUGCUGUGACUGUAAACAAGAUGUCUUUCAUGAAUUUACCCACCUCGGAGAUUAUUCGAUUUGUUUGCUCAAAACUUGAUCUUCCUAUACCUGAAGAUCAUGCGUGA